GGAAGCAAUGUGGCUAUGAGGUGAGUCUCCCUCUUGCAACAUAUGAAAAGAAGAAAAUGAUAAAAGAUAUCCAUGCGAAAAAUCUUUAUUCGUGCUGGGGAAUUCAACUGUACUAUGCUGUGUUUUCUUUUAAGUCCUUAAACGGUUUUCAAAAAUAUUAAUGUCCAGAGGUGACCAAACAGGGGAGUUAAAGAUAGUUUAAAAUGACACUAAUGUAUGCUGAUGGUGUGCACUGGACUUGAGGAAAGUUGAACUACUGCUGAUCAAGCUUAUUCAGAAGUCAAAGCAAUUGAGCAAUGUCAGUACAGGGCUAUGCAUGAGCUUAACCUGCUGAUUCACACAUCUGUGGUACUUGUGAAUUCAGAUGCAUGUAUGCACAAGGCUACUUGAGUCUACGCUAACUCAAGCUGUGAUUAACAUGGAUCUGUACUGGAUCUUGUAAGGGAUAGAGUUAACUUCCCCCACAGCAGCCCAUGCCACGUUGCGAUUUGCACUUAUAACUAGAACAGCAUUGAUAUCACACCAAUGUUUUGACUGUUGCAGAGCAGUGCUGGCACAGCAUCAAGGCCUUCUCUCCAACCCCCAAAUCCCUUGGCCAGUAACCUGAUGGUGGGCAAGAGCUGGGGAAGGGACAUCACCAUUGCAGCUGACAUAAAUAGACUAAACAGAUAUUCCAGACUAUGACAUCAUGCUCAGUAAUAAAAGCUCUGGGGAAGGAGAAAGCCAACUGUAUCCUGGGUUGCAUAAAAAGCAGCUUGUUCAACAUGUCAAGGGAGGUGAUUCUCCCUUGCUAGUCCACCCUUAUGAAAGCUCACCUAGAGUACUGCAUUCAGCUCUCUGUUCCCCAGCACAAGAAAGAUGUAGACUUGAAAGUGGUUCUAGAGGAGGGCCACAAAAUGGCAGGCCUAGAACACCUGUUCUACAAAGAAAGACUAAGAGAGCUAAAGUUGUUUAAAUUUGGAGAAGGCUCCAAGAAGACCUUUCAAUAAUUAAAGCGGGUUUGUUAGAAAGAGAGACUUUUUUUUUUAAACAGGGAUAUGUAGCAACAGGACAAGGGUUAAUGGUUUUGUACUGAAAUAAAGUAGGUUUAGAUUAGGUAUUAAGAAGAAAUUCUGCACUGUGAGGUUGGUGAAAAACUGGCACAGGCUGCCCAGGUGGCCCAUUCCUGGAAGUGUCAAAGGUCUCCUUAAUUACAACCAUUUGCUUGGACUACUCCCACACUGUGGGGCAUCUAUAGGAAAUUCCGCUCCUGCAUUUCUCACUGCUAGCUAGUUCUCUUGGUUAUUUCUGGUAAGGAGUGUCACAGGGCUUUUAUAGCAAUCUGGAACACUCCCUGAGGAGGCUGCUCAACCACUCUUUGAUAGCAAGAACACUGUACCUCAAUACAACAUCACUGAUCUGAUUGAGUUAACACCAUUUGUAGUGAAUAGAAUGAUAUGAAUAAAUUAAUAUACAAGUCCCGGCAAGAAUAUUGAACUGGGCAGCUCCACUGCUAUGUUAUAGUUGGUGAAAAACUACAGCUGUCUUGAGGAAGUAGACAACAAUUUUGAAUGAAAACAUUUUGAGAAAAGCAUAUCAAGGAGCAUAACAUUGGCAUACCAGUCUACUCUUUUCAAAUGCAAUUUGAAAAGUAGUUCACAUUGCUAACUAAAGUGUGAUAAAGGGGGUUAUUAUUUUUUUCCUCAGUAAGAGAAUCAGCCUUAUUUUUUUUCCCCAAGUAUUUUUUUUCCUCCUAAAUGUCACUAUGCAGCAACAAUAUAUACUUUCUUUUUCAGAGAAAGAAAGCAUUAGCUUGAAUCCUUGAAUCUAAACAUGAAGACCAUCCAUAAUGCAAUCUAUAUGUCUUUCUGAGAUACACAGAAUAAAUAAUAAGAACAUAAUAUUAAAUACAUGUCCUUUGUACAAUUAACAAAUCUACAGUUGGAACAGCAGUACAGUUAGGAUGGUACUUUACAGGUGUUAGAAAGACUAUCAUCAUGGAAAAGAGACAAAGAAGAAAUGCUUACCUAUGUCCAAGGCUCUAGGAUCACAGCAGAAAGCUUCAAACAAGAGAGAUCUCCAGAAAAAGAUCCUUCUUCAGUGGCAGUCAGCCCUUAAGUGGGAUCUAGGAGAGGUGCAGCCAGGCUCCACCCCUUCUGAUCACACAGCUGGAUUGCCUUCACCUGUGCUCCCAGGGCUGACUCAGUGCUUGCCUCAGGUGGCCAAUCAGAGGUUCAGGCCAUGACUCCACAGUUCCUAUGUGGUCCUCAUAUAUUAUUCAGGCACUCCUUAACUGUUUUCUAAAAAGAUUUACAGUAAACUUGAAGAAUUGUGUUUCACGUUUAACAAAUCAACCUGUAAGGUAGACUGAAUAAGAUUUAUAAUUAAGGUUCUAACUAGUGUCUAUCAAGUAUCUAUUUUUUCUUUACAAAAACUUUUAAUGCCAUUUUAUAAAUACAAGUGAUGUUAUAGAGCUGUUUCAAACACUCUCCGUUUUGUACAAUUGUAGAGACUCCAGUAUGUUGCAGAAAACAAGUUUUUGAUUACUUGGAGAAGGGAAGAAAGAGCUUGAAGAACUUGUACAGAGUCAUUUCUCUCUAAAAGAAAUAAAGCAUUUUUUAAUUUGGAUGUUUUAAAAGCAUCUGUUCCUCAAAACAGUCAGAAUCACUACUUCAUUUCUUUUUAUUAUUGCUAACUUUUUUACAGCACUAUUUUAGGUGAGUUCAAUUUUUUUUUGCAGAAGGCGACAUUUUUCAAUAGAUCAGCAAAUAAAAUGAAAAAGCAGAAAAAACUUUUUGUAGUGUGAUGGAAAGUGCAACAAUGACACCAGAGCAGCAAGAUUCCAGGCUACAGCAAGGGAGGAUUCACUUAAACACAACAGCUGUUAGCACAGAAACAAAUGGAAAAAAAAAAAAAAAAAAAAAAAAAAAAAAAAAAAAAAAAAAAAAAAAAAAGCUGCUUCAGCUACACAGGGACUUCCAGAGAGAUACCCCACCUCCACUGCCAGCCCUUAAAUGAGGUCUGGAAGGGAUGGAUCCUGGCCCCAUCAUCCCCUUUUUGGUCACGCAGCCAUGGAAAUAAAGAAGGAUUUUCCUGUCGGGGAAUUCAACUAGCUGUUGAUUGGUUUCUGGAAAAAGGACAUAAAGAUAUCACUGUGUUUGUACCUGCAUGGAGAAAAGAACAGUCUAGACCAGAUGCACCAAUUACAGAUCAAGAAAUCUUACGGAAAUUGGAGAAAGAAAAAAUUCUUGUUUUCACCCCAUCUCGAAGAGUUCAGGGAAGAAGAGUAGUUUGCUAUGAUGAUCGAUUCAUAGUAAAGCUUGCUUUUGACUCAGAUGGCAUAAUUGUAUCCAAUGACAACUAUCGAGAUCUUCAAAAUGAAAAACCAGAAUGGAAGAAGUUCAUAGAGGAGCGGCUGCUAAUGUAUUCUUUUGUGAAUGACAAAUUUAUGCCUCCUGAUGAUCCUCUAGGACGCCAUGGUCCAAGCCUUGAAAAUUUCUUAAGGAAAAGGCCAGUUAUUCCCGAACAUAAAAAACAACCGUGUCCUUAUGGUAAGAAGUGCACCUAUGGGCACAAAUGUAAAUAUUACCACCCAGAACGGGCAAACCAGCCUCAAAGGUCAGUAGCGGAUGAGCUUCGAAUAAGUGCCAAAUUAUCUGCUGUGAAAACAAUGAGUGAGGGAGCCUUGGCUAAAUGUGGCACAGGGCCCUCCAGCUCCAAAGGAGAGAUCAGUUCUGAAGUGAAACGCAUUGCCCCAAAGCGUCAGUCAGAUCCAAGCAUUAGAUCAGUAGCUGUGGAGCCUGAGGAAAAGUUAACAGUAGCCCGCAAGUCCGAGGCCAACUCUGUCCCAUCUCUGGUUUCUGCAUUAAGUGUACCAACGCUCCCUCCACCAAAAAGCCAUGCAGCUGGUGCAUUAAAUACUCGUUCUGCAAGCAGUCCAGUGCCAGGUUCCUCACAGUUCACGCAUCAGAAAUCCUCACUGGAACACAUGUCCAGUGUUCAAUAUCCUCCAAUACUAGUCACCAAUAGCCAUGGCACCUCAAUUAGUUACACUGACCAGUAUCCCAAAUAUGAAUCGUUAGGGGACCAUGGCUAUUAUUCCUUACUCAGUGAUUUCUCCAACUUGAGCAUAAGUAGUAUGCAUAACACAGAUUAUUACGGGGCUGAUAUGGACCAGGGGAUGUAUUCUAGAAACUCAAGCCCCUGUCCUGACAAUUGCUUAAGCCAUACAAAUAAUGAUUCUUAUUCCUCUUACAAUGACUUGUAUCUGGGUGUAGCAGAUGCCAGUCCAGAAGAUAAUGUGAAGAUCCACAGACUGACAUCACAAAAUCGUCUUCAGCCUUUUCCCCAUGGUUACCAUGAAGCCUUAAAUAGAGUUCAGAGUUUCGGAACUGAAGAGCCUCAACAAUCCCUUCGCAAACAGUCUGUUUCCCACUUAGGCCUGCAUGCCCAGCAUCCAGUUGUUGGAGCACGGUCCAGUUGUCCAGGAGAAUACCCUGUGCCUCAAAAUAUUCAUCCAUCAACUGCACAACCAAGCCGUGCCUUGGUCAUGACAAGAAUGGACAGUAUUUCUGAUUCACGGCUUUAUGAAAGUAAUCCUACAAGGCAGAGAAGACCACCUCUGUGUCGAGAACAGCACGCUAGUUGGGAUCCGUUACCAUGUGCAUCAGACUCUUAUACUUAUCAUUCAUAUCCACUGAGUAACAACCUUAUGCAGCCAUGUUACGAACCUGUAAUGGUAAGAAGCAUGCCUGAGAAGAUGGAGCAACUGUGGAGGAAUCCAUGGAUUGGGAUAUGUGGUGAGCCACGGGAACCACAUAUUAUCCCAGAGCAUCAGUAUCAAACAUACAAGAACCUCUGCAAUAUCUUCCCACCAAGCAUUGUCCUUUCUGUGAUGGAAAAGAAUCCCCACAUGACAGAUGCACAACAGCUGGCAGCUAUGAUUGUUGCCAAACUAAGAACAGGGCGUUGAAAUAUUAUAAACUCUUUUGUAUAAAUGAAACUAUACAGCACAUAGGAACUGGCAGAAAAAUUAUAUAAAGGAAGUAGACGAAUCUAUUGUAAAUAUUUUUUAAUAAUGUAGGAUAAACUCCUGUACACAGUAGGUGUUGUAUAUGUAUUGAGGCACUAUUUAAGAGUAGAUGUAUUGUAAAUUUUAAGAUUUUAAAAAUAGGGAUUUUUAAUAGUAUUUUACAGGCAAUGCAUACCUUACUGCAUGGAUAGUUCACUAAGAACUACAAUGUCACGUUCAGUGUCUCAAAGCUUCUAAUACAAAAUUAUUAUUAGCAGUUAUAUUGCAUGUAUUAAUGUACACUUUCAAUUUGAUUAUAAAUACCUAAUUGGCCUUUCAAAGCAUGCUGUAUACAAUCCCAGAUGACUUCUAGGGUUUCAGCUUUGCCAUUUGACACCACCUAUUGGCACCUCAAAUAUUGAAGAAAAAUAACUUGAUAAAAAUUAUUCAAUUUCUAAAACGUUGAAUCUCUUUCAGCUUUUGGAUGUUAACAUUGUUGGUAUUUCUUAAAUUUCAAAACUGUUCCCCACGAGUUUAUCUACUACUGUUGCUUCAGUCCAACAGAAGCCAAUACUUCGUUAAAUUAGGACCAAAACAUUAUGGAACAUGAAGGUGUGCUAAAACUAAAACAUGUCUUAACUGUAGCUUCCCUCUUCAGAACUGCCUGUCCGCUGUGCAGUAAGCAGCUGCUAUUCCAGAUGAUUGGAGAAAAUGAAAGAAAGUUGUCAGUUGCGUAUAAAUUGGAUUACUCAGAGAGGAACUGAACGUUAACGCAGAAACUCACCAGUAAGUACAGCCCUUCUGUGGGCAAGGAUAGCAUUUAACAUGCAAGAUGGCCAUACAGGAUCAACCUAUGAAAGGAGCGGGAGUGGCUGUUUCUUGAAGAGAGAUACUACAGUUUUGGUUUGUGGCAAAGCUUGUUUGGUUUUGCUCUUCAGAUCCACGCAGAGGUGUGCAUUUGCCUCAUGAACGUUUCUAAAACUUCUGUUUCAACAACUGAGAUAAUUUUGUGUGGCAUUGUUUGCUCAACUGGUAUUUUGCUCAGGGUGGGAACCUUUGUAGCUAAAUGUCUCCAAAAGAGGCGUUUCUUGUUUUUUAAGCUGCACUGACUGAACGCCCUUUUUUGACUCCAUUGUAUAUUUCAACAUUUUGAACCAUUACUAACUCGAUAUGUCUCGAGCUAGGACUUAAUGACUUCUACUGUAGUUUUUUUCAUGAAAGCUGAGAAGGCCUAAUUUAUGGCCUCUUGUUUCUUCAUGAGAAGGUGUGACACUGCCUAAAUGUUUCUUACUCUGAAACACACAGAACGUGAGGCUGCAGUCAGGGUUGUUUCUGGUGUUUUGAUAACGGCUUGCAUGCUGCUUUCUCAUUCUCUGUUUGUCUAAGGAACAAAACUACAUCAUUUCCACAUUUACAUUACUGUAUAAAUGAUUGGUUUGAUUCACAAUAUUGUUCAGGCUAUUUAUCAUGGGCGAAAUGUGUUCCUGCAGGUCAAAAGCAACAAAGAAAACCAUUAUAGGUGCAAUGACAGUUAACGUACUGAUAAUUGAUAACAGUAUCAUUUCACACAUGACAAAUAUUCUUCUGUUGGUACAGGGAACAUAACAUAUGUAAUGACCAUGCCAUUACGUAUUUAAAUUGAGUUAACUUGAAGGUGACUUGUAUUUACACUCAGUGUUUAAGAAUAACUGAGUUUUAAUUAGUUGGUUAUUGUCUCUGUUAAUAGUAAAAAUAAAUCUUUGGACACCUACAGUAGCUGGAGGAAACAGAUUUAACUCUUGACCAAUAUCCAAAAACAUUUCUUACUAACCAACAUUUUAGAUUUUUAAUUUGCAAUUAAUUCUUAUUCUCUUCUCUUGCAUGGUAUUAAGCAGCUGAGAGCAAUGCCUCAAAUAACCAGAAAUGACCUUUUGUUUGUUGAUACAAAUUGUAUCUCUUUUUCUUGAUUGUAUAAAAACUUUAAAAAAAACAAACAAAAAAAACCAAAAAAAAACCUAAGAACCCAUAAACCUCUGGAUUAACUUCAGUAUUACAUGUUCACCACAAUGUUUGUGACACUAUGUGUCACACAGAAGUAGCCCAUGAGUAAUUAUGAUUUUCUGUUAUUUAAAAUGGGCACUUACAGUUUAUACAUGAGCAAGACAACUUAUCAGAACUGGUUUAAUUAUGUGCACAGAUACUGUGUGUACACCUCAAAGCAUUACAUGGUUAUCUUUAGUCUAUUGAGCAGAUUCAUCCUUGCACUAAACUUUACGUAAAAAUGUUGCUGUUAACUCAUCUGCAUGUGUUUAAAAUGUAAUGAUAUUAUUACUGUAGACCCUGUUUUAUUCUAAACACAUUAAUUUAUAAUAUAUUUAGGCUUAAAAUGAAGUUUAUUUUGCACUCAGAUUUUUCCAUCUUGCAUGGAAUUAAACAUUUGUAUUAAAAAACAUGUUUGUCCCCUUUUUCUCCCGUUAUAAAGGUAAGCUACCUUAAGAGGGUCUGGUGGGUGUUUUUGUUAUUUUAAUGUGCGGAAACCUGAGCAGAAGUUACUGUAUGAAGCUGUGCAUGAUUUAUGGAGGUAGUCAUUUCUGUAGGACUGGUCUAGCUGUUUUCAUGUUCACAAACUGUUGUCUUACUGAUAAAAAAAGAAUUAUUCUAAAUGGAAAAGCUAUGGUACUGCAAACACAGCGUACCAUUUCUGUAAGGCACUUUGACUGUAAGGCACUUUGACAGCUAAUUGUCUUUUUAUAAAAAGCUAUUUGCAUCCAUCCCAUGUGGAGUACUGAAUAGGCAGUGUAGUCUUGUGGAAACAAUUUGCAAAUGUUGUGCUUCUUUAGUUAGAGGAAAUGAAACUUUUGUGUGUAAUGUAGUCUUUCCUAAUCCACUAAUUAAGUGACAAUUCAGAUAUCCACAUCUGUUCUCAGAUAUGUUUACAAGCCAAUUCAAAACACUGAUACAUGAAUUAAUCUUGAGCGCAUAAGCUUAGAUUUCUUCUUACAUGGAAGAGUUGAUCUUAUUAACACGUGAUCAUGACUGUCUAUAUUGUAAAUAUAAGACUUUGUAUAAAUGCUCUUUCUGAGAGCAUGGUAUUUAAAUGUUUUUAAAACUGUAAGUAAGCAGUUCUAGAAACUAUAUUUUAAUAAAAUCUGUAAGAUCCAAGCUGAGAAACUGCAAAAAGAAGAAAAGUGCUAAGAUGACAUCUUGCAAGAAAAUGGUAUACAUUAGCGGAGCCAGUGCUUACUCCAGGCAUUCUGAAUUACUGAUCUCUAGUCUUCAGCUGAAUUACUUUCACAUAAUUUAUCACUUAAGAGUGCAUAAUGUUAAAUUCUUGACUCAAAACUCAAAUGCUUUAUUGGAAGUCAGCCUAAUUUUAUGUGUUUUUGUAAGAAUUACAUGUUAGUAAUAUAUUAAGUUGUACAUAUGGAACACUUGACUACUGUUAGUCCUGUUGUUGUCUUAUUAAGCUACAGUAGUGGGCUUUAUUCACUUGCAGAAUUAAACAUUACGGUUUAAUUGUUGUAAAAUUUUAUAAAUCUCUUUGGGUUAUUUUGGGUGACCCAAAUAUAAUGUAAGUCUCAAUGACAAAAUGAGUGAGAAAAUGGAUGUUAAGCCAACAUGUGGUAUUUAUAAAACACUGUAGUAAGUGUGCAAAUGCUCUAAAUGCAGCUGCAUGGACAUCAUUCACUAGCAUGAGUCUGUUUAGCUUUUUGUAAAAACUAUUUUAAAUUUAAACUCUUAAAAUAGGAAGUGGGCAUAUGGCUGCUUAGAACAAGCAGAAGAAUCCUCAUUAAAAAAAUAACAAAAAGCAAAGUAUCUAUUUAGGUAGGUUCUCCAUACACACUGUUAAUGCCAGUUUGCCUCAAACUCUGAAUUUGGCAUUUUGGAAUUCUUACUGGUAAAGCCAGAACAUGCAAAGAAUAAACGUGACCUGAUAAGCCUGUUUAAAACUUGGUUGGUUGUUGGUGUGCAUACAUACCUGUGACAUCCACCAAACCACAAUCAGGAAUGCUUUGGGGAACACAGUUUGAGUGCAGUCAUUCUAGAAAUUCCAUGCUCAAAAGAAGGUAUGAGCUUCAUUUCUGUACAACUUUGGCCCACAGAAAUACUUUUUCUUGACUUGCCAAAAGUUAACAUGAAACAUUGGUACCACAGGACUCCUAUCAGCCAGAUCACGGGAUCUGUCGCUAUUACUGUUACAGUUAAGCAUUCAGCAUCAAUGCUCCUUUUAUAUACCCCCAUAGCAGGCUGUGUGACAGAGCCAUAAUAAUGGUGUUUCUUGCAAAAGUUAAACAGGAAAAAAGACAAGUUUGCUGUUACUUAAAUUAUUCUCAUGCCAGUGUUUGCUUAGCCUUUGAAUAUCCAUUAUAUAAUCUCUAUGAUUUUGGUCUUUGGUAUUUUGAAGUCUGUAAACAUACUAAAAUUGAGAGGAAUCCAAAAUUAACAUAGUCUAUUACCUGUAGCCUCCCUGCUCUGUGUAGAAGGUUUGCACAACUAUUUAAUACACAUGAAAUGUUAUACUUUAUAUCUAUUUAUCUAUAUAAAACCUGCUUAUUUAAUAAAACUGAGAACCACUGAA
This is a messenger RNA of Gallus gallus (chicken), 9548 nucleotides long. RefSeq names its product zinc finger CCCH-type containing 12B (gene ZC3H12B). The record is from RefSeq and is a predicted model, not a curated record. NCBI's taxonomy places the organism in Eukaryota, Metazoa, Chordata, Aves, Galliformes, Phasianidae. Gene Ontology annotation, cellular component: cytoplasmic ribonucleoprotein granule; nucleus. Gene Ontology annotation, molecular function: mRNA binding; metal ion binding; RNA endonuclease activity. The transcript has 5 exons. The coding region runs from base 2879 to 4951 and encodes 690 amino acids.